Molecule: messenger RNA, 1695 nt
Organism: Rhagoletis pomonella (apple maggot)
Lineage: Eukaryota; Metazoa; Arthropoda; Insecta; Diptera; Tephritidae
Product: protein ALP1-like
Exons: 3
Coding region: 465-1676 (403 amino acids)
Source: RefSeq, a predicted model, not a curated record
AUCCUACUAAAACACCAAUUUCUGCUAUAUUGUCCCAUUUAGAUUUUCUUUUCACUUCAGGAACUCUUAAGGUAUUGGCCCAAUGCACGCUUGCUUUGCUUACUUUAGUUUGCUUUGCUUUACUUUGAAGGCUUUUAUGGCCUAAUGGUAGCUUUGAACGCUGUCAUAGUAGUCAGCUGAUUUUCAUUGCGCGCAAAUAUACCCGCCAUUCUUUGUUGUGCCAGCAAGUAUAAUUGUGAAUUUUAGUUAAAAUAUAUGUUAUUAAACAAUUAUUUGUUACUAAGAACAUUAUUUUUUACAGAUACCUUCUUUUUUAUCGUUCCGGUUUUGGUGAAGCUGCAUUUGGCUGCGCCACUCACCACCCGUGUUUAUAAGACGUAAUAUUCAAUUGGAGAUACCUUGCUUUUUAUCGUUCCGGCCACCAGAUUCGUUGGUUUUCAUAAAGUUUCAUUUGGCAGUACAAAAUGUUGACUCGAAAUGCUGAACAAGUUUUGAGAAUUUUCCUAAUUUUAGCGAAAAUGCGUAAAUUAAAACUGCGAUUAAAACAGAAGCGCCGAUUUUGGGUUCGGAAAUUGUACUUAGAGCGACACAAAUAUGGAUUGUUUGAAAGUUCAUUAAGAAACUUGGCUGCAGAUGAGGAGCAGUUUAACAAGACAUUAAGAAUGCCCUUUUCGUUAUUUAAUGUGCUGCACGAAUUUCUGGAGGCUUCGCAGACCAAAUAUUCAAUCAGAACACCAAUAUCGAGCCGCUGCAGACUAUUUAUAACCCUGAUAUAUUUGGCUCACGGUGGCACUCGGCAAUUCCACACAAUAGUUCACAGGAUCGGCCUGACGACUUUCAGGAAGAUUACGUUGGAGACAUGUAUGACCAUAUGGGAUCUGUUAGCUGACCUGUAUGUGGCGACCCCGUCAGAAACGGAAUGGGGACGUAUUUCCAAUGAGUUCAAGUCGCUGUGGAAUAUGCCCAACUGCGUUGGUUCCAUCGACGGAAAGCACAUUAAUAUUACCUGUCCAGCGAAUUCAGGGUCGAUGUACUAUAAUUACAAAGGCAAUUAUAGUAUCGUGCUUUUGGCCGUAUGUGAUGCCAAUUAUACCUUUACCUGCGUUGACAUCGGAGCAUAUGGAAGUCAAAGCGAUGGCGGUGUCUACCACUUUUCAAAACUGGCAGAUGCUAUUGAAAAUGAUAGGCUCGGCCUUCCACAUGAUCAGCCUCUGCCAGGAGAAACCGAGCCAUUUCCACAUUAUUUAGUAGGAGAUGCUGCUUUUCCCUUACGGCGUUAUUUAAUGCGACCAUAUCCGGGUAGAGGUAUUCCAGAAGAGCAAGAGUAUUUCAAUAAAAGACUCUCUCGUGCAAGAAGAGUUAUAGAAAACGCAUUUGGAAUACUCACUGCCAAAUGGAGAAUAUUGAGAACGACGCUAUGCAUGGCCCCGAAAAAUGCAGAACAAAUAGUGAAAGCUUGUAUUGUCUUGCAUAAUUUUAUUAAGCUUUCGUGUGCAAACUAUGUAGCAAGCGAUUUUGUUGAUCGCUACGAAGAGGAUGCCACCAUCGCUGGCUCAUGGCGAAACGAAGUAGUUCCAUUGCCCUCAAUAAGUAGGGUGUCAUCGAACCGAGGCAGUUCAAAUAAUUAUGAUUUAAGGGAUGCUCUGAAGACACAUCUUUUUAACAAUAAAAUUUAAAUAAUUACUACUCACUGAA